AUGUUACCUCAGACAGUGACGAGACAGCGCUUGGACAUGUUCACCUCUGAGGAGCAAGAUCUUCUCUCGGAUGUCGAGCCAGUCAUGAAGACUCUCAGGAAAGUAAUGCAUAUGUCCGGGUACCCUGAUGGAGAACCAAUUUCGGACGAGGACAAGACAUUCGUCCUGGAGAAGGUUUUGAACUUCCAUCCAGACAAAGACGCAAAGAUUGGUUCCGGUGUUGAUUUCAUCACGGUUGAUAAGCACACCACGUUCACGGACACAAGGUGCUUCUUUGUUGUCUCAGCAGAUGGGGUCAAACAAGACUUCUCAUACCGAAAGUGCCUCAACAACUACCUGAUGGAGAAAUACCCCACUGUCGCUGAGGAAUUCAUCGCCAAGUACUUUUACAAGAAACCUAGGCCUGACGAAAACCGAGACAAACAAGACGCCACGCCUCCUGGAAAUCUCGCUGUUACCCUGUCUUAA
This is a messenger RNA of Arabis nemorensis, 468 nucleotides long. NCBI's taxonomy places the organism in Eukaryota, Viridiplantae, Streptophyta, Magnoliopsida, Brassicales, Brassicaceae. The record is from the annotation of a GenBank genome assembly.